AUGUUCGAAGCUGAUAAAAAAAACUAUAUUUCCAUAGAUACACUUACUAAUCAAGAUGAAGCUAUAGAUAUCCCGACUGAAUUUCUUAACUCAUUAAAUCCAUCAGGUCUCCCCCCACACAAACUUGAUUUAAAAAUCGGUGCGCCUAUUAUUCUCAUGCGAAAUUUAAAUGCUCCCAAAUUGUGCAAUGGAACCAGAUUAAAAAUAUUAUCUUUGAAAAAAAACCUUAUUGAAGCUGAAAUUCUUACCGGCUCAGCGAGUGGUCAAAUGGUAUAUAUCCCAAGAAUACCAAUGAUAACAAACGAGUACCCCUUCGAAUUUAAACGUGUCCAAUUUCCAGUUAAACUUUGUUUUGCUAUGUCAAUUAAUAAGGCACAAGGACAGACAAUGAAAGUUGCAGGAAUUGACAUCAGCGAUCCAUGCUUCACUCACGGACAAUUUUAUGUUGCCUGCUCCCGUGUAAGCUCAGAAAAAAACUUAUACAUUUAUGCCCCUGGUGAAAAAACUAAUAAUAUAGUUUAUAAAGAAAUAUUGGUUAAUCGGUAG
Metopolophium dirhodum (rose-grain aphid) is the source of this 546-nucleotide messenger RNA. RefSeq names its product ATP-dependent DNA helicase PIF6-like. The transcript has a single exon. The coding region runs from base 1 to 546 and encodes 181 amino acids. The record is from RefSeq and is a predicted model, not a curated record. Lineage: Eukaryota; Metazoa; Arthropoda; Insecta; Hemiptera; Aphididae.